CGUCACAACACUCUUCAUCCGCAACCACCUCCUUGAGAGGCUUAAUGUCAGAAUAUGACUUUCGCCCUGGUGGCUCCCUUAAACUAAAGGGGGGAGUCGUUGACGGCGGGAUAGUGAAGAAGAAGAAGAAAUCGAAGUCUAAAUCUAUAGAGAAGGACGUCGAUGCCGAGGCACAACGGCUGAAGGAGCUGGAGGCUAUUAUGAGGGAGGAAGAGGCGAAGGCAGUAUCAUCAUCCGGUAGUAGUCGAGCAUCUCCGGCGGCGACCAGCAGUAGUGAUAAGAAAACUGCGGCUGAGAGGCGAUUUGAGGAGACACAGAGGAAGCGGCUGGCUGCGAAAGUUGCCAAACUUGCUACUAAGACGCACAAAGACAGGGUGAAUGAGUUUAAUACGAAGCUUGAGCUACUCAGCGAGCACCAUGAUAUUCCGAAGGUUGGGCCUGGAUAAUGCCACAGAUGGUGCUCCUUGUUACUCCAUUUGCUAUCUCGUUGUAUUUCGUAUCUACUGGCAAUACCAUGUUGUUCGCCUCAUUCCUGUGGUGCGGAAUUGGGUCGAAGCCCCUCCC
Molecule: messenger RNA, 564 nt
Organism: Somion occarium
Lineage: Eukaryota; Fungi; Basidiomycota; Agaricomycetes; Polyporales; Cerrenaceae
Source: the annotation of a GenBank genome assembly